Molecule: messenger RNA, 3180 nt
Organism: Nerophis lumbriciformis (worm pipefish)
Lineage: Eukaryota; Metazoa; Chordata; Actinopteri; Syngnathiformes; Syngnathidae
Source: RefSeq, a predicted model, not a curated record
AUGCCAGCUGCUAGCACAAUGACUGGUGGGAGGGCACUGCUGCUCUGUACAAACACUGACAACUGUAUCUACCAAUCAGUCAACGGGCUCCAGUGCUGUGGCUUGAAUAUUGGGGAGGCUCCCUCGUCUGUGGUGCCCCAGUGCCAAGAGGUGUGUGGGCUACCAGCAGACAGAGACAAGAGGGACAUUGCUGUGCGCACCACUUGUCCCAUCUCCCCCUUAAUCAGCCAGAAGGACAUCCAGGAUCCUCCAGACAACAUGCUGACUCACAGGAGAGCAGCUAGCACCAGUGACCCGAGAACUUCCAACGUGGAGAACGGACAGUGCGGCAAGCUGAAUAGGUGCCAAGCAGGAGUCAAGGCUGCAAGCAUCCGUGAUAAAAUCUCCCAAUGGGAGGGCAAAAAGGAUCCUAUCCAAGCAAUUUCAAUGGACAUUUGUCCAUUUAGCACAACACAGAAGGAAAUUGAGUCCGUGAGAAAAAAGGAAUUCAAAGUUUCGGAGGUCCAACGAACAAACAGCAAGAGGUUUGUAAGCUGGGACAGGCAAGACUCAGGAAAGGAAAAUGCCGGAAAGCUCGGGGAUGUGAGGGCUAAAUCUCCAGAAGGCUCAACAAACAAGGACAAAGAACUGAUUUUAGAACGCGGACUGUGGGCUUCUAAGGCAACAGAACAGGCACAAGACAAGAAAACUGUUUUAACUCAUGUUAAGAAACUGGAAAAGGCAACAAAAGAAGUUUCUGGUGGAACAUCGCUGUCUUUUCCAGGGAAUUACUUCAGCCCACCGUCAAAAGAGGAACUGGAAGAAACAGAAAAACGUGGCAUUGAACCAAUUUUUGGAACUUUCGAUGUGUCUCGGCCUGCUGGUUCGCGGUGGAGGAGAGAGGGAGAUCCAGAGAACGUAUACAGUGAGCCAGGAGCUCCGUCUAUUAACCCUUUGCCAAAACCUCAGAGAACCUUCCAGCACCACACACCGCCUUCUACCCCAAUUUCAAGGCCUGGCUCUUGUAAGGGCAAGAGGACUUUGCCGCCAUUGCCCUCCAUUCCCCCUCCACCUCUGCCUACCUGCCCACCUCCUGGAGUUUGCAGGAGACCGUGGAAAGAAAGAUCUCAUGACAGCAACAACCGAAAGUCAUACGAAUUUGAGGACCUGCUCCAGUCAUCAUCAGAAAGCUGCAGGGUGGACUGGUACGCUCAGUCCCGCCUCGGCCUCACACGCACUUUAUCGGAGGAGAAUGUCUAUGAGGACAUAAUCGAUCCCCCAUCCAAAGAGAAUCCUUACGAAGACAUUGAGCUGGAGAGAAGUUGCCUUGGUAGCAAAUGUGUUUCACCUGUUUCUUCUUCUCCCAUUCCUGACACGCCAACUAAGCUUUGUUCCAAGCCUGGUUUCUUCAGACAGAACUCUGAGCGACGAAGCUUCAAACUCUUAGAAUUACGUAAGACCAACAGGGACGCCGGUGUGUCCUCACCAUUGCGUGCCAGCCCACCUUCUACACCCAGCAGCCCGGAUGAUACUCCUUGUCUCUCCGGAGACCCAUACAACCGUCGACGGCGGAAAAUCCCCAAGAUGGUGAUGAAAAUCAAUUGCAUCUUCGAGGCUCGGAGGGGAAAGAAGCGCAUGAAGAAGGUGUCGCAGUCAACAGAGUCCUGCUCAGGCAGAGUGACUGAUGACAACAGUGAGUCAGAAAGUGAUACAGAGGAAAAACUUAAAGCUCAUAGCCAGAGACUAGUGUCGGUCCAGUCUAUGUUGAGGCAGACGGGACGGUAUCGGACAUUGGAAAGGGAUGUGAUUGAGGAGAGAAAACUCUUUGAGUAUUUUAUUGUAGUGGCUCUCCACAAAACCAAAGCUGGAGUGCCUUAUCUGCCGGAGGUCACGCAGCAGUUCCCUCUUAAGCUUGAACGGAGCUUCAAGUUCAUGCGGGAGACAGAGGACCAGUUGAAGGUCAUCCCGCAAUUCUGCUUCCCUGACGCAAAAGACUGGGCGCCUGUCGACAACUUCCCCAGUGAAACAUUCUCAUUUGUGCUGACUGGCGAGGAUGGAAGUCGUCGGUUUGGCUACUGCAGACGAUUACUGCCCAGCGGUAAAGGUCGGAGGCUCCCCGAGGUUUACUGCAUCGUCAGCCGGUUGGGCUGCUUUGACCUUUUUUCUAAGAUCCUGGAUGAAGUAGAGAAGAGAAGAGCCAUUUCUCCUGCCUUGGUGCAGCCUUUCAUGAGAGGCAUCAUGGAGGCUCCUUUUCCUGCUCCGGGACGGACCAUAAGUGUCAAAAACUUCCUCCCUGGAUCUGGAACUGAGGUGAUCGAGCUUUGUCGGCCGUCUGAUUCUCGCCUGGAACACGUCGACUUUGAAUGUCUCUUCUCCUCGUUGAGCCUGCGCCUGCUCCUGCGAGUGUUUGCUUCCCUGCUUCUGGAGCGCAGGGUCAUCUUUACUGCUGACAAACUCAGCACCUUGUCGCAGUGUUGCCAUGCCGUAGUGGCUCUCCUGUACCCAUUCACCUGGCAGCAUACGUACAUUCCUGUGUUGCCGCCUUCCAUGUUGGAUAUUGUGUGCACACCCACACCUUUCAUUGUCGGACUGCUCUCCAGCUCGCUGUCUCGACUCAAAGAACUGCCUAUAGAGGAGGUCCUGGUGGUCGACCUCGGAAACAGCCGCUUCUUACGGCAGAUGGAUGAUGAAGACUCCAUUCUCCCCCACAAGCUGCAGGCAGCUCUGGAACAUGUACUCGAGAAGAGGAGGGAACUGGCCUCGGAUAAAGGAGAUCUGCUCAAUGACUCCAGCUGUCUGAGCACAGUGGUGUCUGAGGCGUUUGUGCGUUUCUUUGUGGAAAUGGUCGGCCAUUACUCGCUCUUCACGAGCGGGUCAGAGCGGGAGGAUGAGUUUUCUCCCGCCUCACCUAGCCCCACCUCCUCCUCCUCUUCGUCGUCCUGCUCCUUGUCCUUUCAGCGGGAGGCCUUUCGUAAGGCGGUCACUUCCAAGAGUUUGAGGAGGUUCCUGGAGGUCUUCAUGGAGACACAAAUGUUUACAGGCUUCAUUCAGGAGAGAGAUUUACGAAGACAGGGCCUUAGAGGUUUGUUUGAGGUGAGAGCACAGGAGUAUCUUGAUGCACUUCCUGGCAGUGAACACCGAGGUGUCAACAAAUUCUUAAAAGGCUUAGGAAACAAGAUGAAAUUCCUCUCCAAGAAGUGA